AUGCAAAGUGGAAACAAUACAAUGAAUUAUCAAAAUUAUGGACUUAAAAUUGGGUUUCCACCAGGAGGACCAGUCAGAUACAAAAUGAUGAAGUUUACAGAUUAUAAUAUAACAGUAAAGGAAGCAAUUAACAUUAUAACGACUAAACAAAUUAUACCAAAACCAGAAAUUCAUGUAUUACAAAUUACAUACUCUGAAGGUGGCAGUGAACAACCAAUAAACACAAGUACAGGAGGAGGUAGUACCAACAGCACACCAUUAUCAGGUUCCAUUGGCAUGCCACCACCACCAUCAUCAUUGAAUGAUUCAAACGAUUUAAAAAAGUCAUCAUCGUCUGGUGUUGUUUGUAUUAGUAAUAGAAAAAUUAAAUGGAUGGAAGAUAACGAAAGAUUGUCAUCAUAUCCACUCAAUGCUCAAGAUGUAGUUAUAGAAUUAAAAAAGAAAUACCAAUUAGUUAAAGUACACGAUGGUAAACAAACACUCAGUAUUAUCGUUGAUGUUACAAAACCAUUAAUAGAUUUAAUGGGUUUGGUAUCAUGUAAAUUUAAAUUAAAAUCAAAUGGUGAAUAUAGAUUAUUCACUUCAGAAAUUAAUUUAAAUUUUGAUGUUAGAAGUUUAAAUAUUGAUACAUCAUUGCCAUUUAUAUUAAGAGAUGAUAACGAUUCAAAUGCAAUUCCAAUUGACCAAUAUCAAAAUUGGGAAAGUAGUGACGAUGAAGAAAAUGAUAUCAAUAAUAAUUUGUCCGUACCAGCCAAGUCAAUCAUCAAUCCAGUUAAAGAAGGUUAUUUAAAGAAAUUGGAUAAAAAGAAAUCAUGGAAAACUAGAUACUUUAAAUUGACCGAUAAAUAUCUUUAUUGGUACAAAUCUCCAACAUGUGUUAAAGCUUCUGGUAUGGUUAUUUGUAAAGAUUAUCACAUUAAAUUAGCACCAUCGACUCAUACAAAAGAAUAUAAAUUAGAAUUAACUCCAAAAAAUAUUGUAGCAGGUGCAACUACUAUAAUUCAUUUUAUUAAAUUUGAAAAUGAAAAUGAAUUAAAACAAUGGUGUGUGCCACCAAUUGUAUUAGAAUCAACACCAGCAGCAACACCAAACCAAUCAAGAUUUGCUAAUAAAACCAAUAAAAUAUUUGGUGUACCAAUUGAAAAGACAAUUCAACCAGGUCAAACAGAUAAUAUCCCAAUUAUUGUUUCUCAAACAAUGGAUUAUAUUGAAAAGAAGGCUAUGGAUAUAACAGGUAUUUUCCGUUUAAGUGGUUCGGCAACUACCAUCGAGGGUUGGAAAGCUAAAUAUGAUAAAGGUGAAAAAGUUGAUCUUAAUCAAGAAACUGAUCCACACGCUGUCGCUGGUUUAUUAAAGCUUUACUUUAGAGAGUUACCAGAUCCAUUGUUAACCUACGAAAGAUAUGACAAUUUUAUUGCUGCUCAGUGUGUAGACGACUUCCCAUCAAGAAUAAAGUUAAUUAAACACUUGGUUAAAUCAUUGCCACCUGUUAACUAUGCUGUUCUUUCAAAAUUAAUGGCAUUUUUAGGUAAAGUUGCAACUCAUUCUGCAAAUAACAAAAUGCAAAACCACAAUCUUUCUACUGUUUUUGGUCCAAAUUUAAUUAAAGAUCGUCCUAAUGAAAAUGAUGCAGGCGGUAAUAUCCAGGCUUUAGUUGAAGAUACUCCAACCAUCAAUGGUUUAACUUUAUCAUUAAUUAGAGAUUAUCAAUAUAUUUUCAAUGAUAAAGAAAUACCAGAACAAGUAAUCUCUGCAAAAACAUUAUACGAAUAUUUAGGUAAUGAAGAGUCAACAGAAGAUGAUCAAGAUUUAAUAUUUCCAAAAGGAGUUAUUAUUAAAGUUAAACAACAAGGUACUGAUGGUUGGUGGACAGGUGAAUAUCAGGGUAAAUUAGGUAAAUUCCCAGCUUCAUAUGUAGAGUUACUCCCACACUCACAAUCUCCAUCUACAUUACUUAGAACAAAAUCCAACUCAAAUUUAUCAAAGAAAAAGAAAUUCAUGAUGGAGAUGGAAUCAACAAAAUCAAAGAAUCAAGAUUUGGAGAAAAACAAUAAACAGCUACAAAUUACAAAAAAAGAAUUACAAGAAACCAUUUCAGAUUUAGAAUACGAAAUGAGUCAGCUUGAAAGAGAUCCAUCCAUUUUCCCAUACUUAUCUCUUUUGAAUGACUGUAAAGCAAAUAAAGAUAUCUCUUUAAUUCCAAAGAAUACCGAUCUUUUACUUCAAAAGUUUGAAGAGUACAAAGCUAGUAAUGAAGCAUUAUCAAAUCUCAAAUCCACCCUUAUCGAAGAAUAUGAACAAUUUAGCAACAAUCCUAAAAAGAGAUUAGAAUCUAAAGAAAAAGAACAACUCCAACAAAAAUAUGAUAGUUUAUCUUCAAUUAUUGAUAAAUCUCAAAAAAUUAGAUCAAGAAAAAAUGAAAUUUUAAAAGCUUUUGAUAAAAAAUUUGAAGAUUUGAAAAAAUUUUCUGAAAAAUUUAUCAAAGAAAUUUUUAAACAAAAUAUCUAUGAAGUAAAUAAUAUUGAACUAAAUAAUAUAGGUAUAUUUGGCAAUAACAGUAAUGAUUAUUAUAAUAAUAAUAAUAAUAAUAAUAAUAAUAAUAAUUAUAAUAAUAAUAAUAAUAAUAAUAAUAAUAAUAAUAAUUCCACCACAACCACUAUUACAACUACAACUACAACCAAAAAUAAUAAUACUAAUAAUAACAACAUUAACAACAAUAACAAUAAUGAAAACCAAAUUCGAUAA
Molecule: messenger RNA, 2745 nt
Organism: Dictyostelium purpureum
Lineage: Eukaryota; Evosea; Eumycetozoa; Dictyosteliales; Dictyosteliaceae
Exons: 5
Coding region: 1-2745 (914 amino acids)
Biological process (GO): regulation of GTPase activity; signal transduction
Cellular component (GO): cytoplasm
Molecular function (GO): protein binding
Source: RefSeq, a predicted model, not a curated record